AUGGCGUCCGGUUUUGGUCUCAAUGGCGGUCCUUCCCGCUGCUUCAACUUCUGGCAAGAGGUCCUUGGUUGCUAUGUCGUCAAUGCUGGCGAGGGAGAGACUGGCAAGAAGAAGUGCAUGCCUGCCCUAGAGGAUUACCACGAGUGCCUUCACCACCGGAAAGAGGCACUGCGAACGAUGAAGAUGCAGGCUGCCUACCGCAAGGCAGAAGCCUCACACCCCCGCGAAAACGCCCCGAAGGCCGAACAGAUUCGCAGUCUAGGAUUGCUAGGGAAGGAAGAAGAGGCGACAGCGUUUUUGGCGAAGGCUUAA
Messenger RNA from Aspergillus ochraceoroseus IBT 24754, 312 nucleotides. RefSeq lists its product as uncharacterized. The record is from RefSeq and is a predicted model, not a curated record. The transcript has 3 exons. Gene Ontology annotation, biological process: mitochondrial respiratory chain complex I assembly. The coding region runs from base 1 to 312 and encodes 103 amino acids. Lineage: Eukaryota; Fungi; Ascomycota; Eurotiomycetes; Eurotiales; Aspergillaceae.